This is a messenger RNA of Rhinolophus ferrumequinum (greater horseshoe bat), 3038 nucleotides long. RefSeq names its product family with sequence similarity 171 member A1 (gene FAM171A1). Lineage: Eukaryota; Metazoa; Chordata; Mammalia; Chiroptera; Rhinolophidae. The transcript is spliced from 8 exons. Gene Ontology annotation, biological process: regulation of cell shape; stress fiber assembly. Gene Ontology annotation, cellular component: plasma membrane. The record is from RefSeq and is a predicted model, not a curated record. The coding region runs from base 134 to 2821 and encodes 895 amino acids.
CAAUCGGGCGGUGGGCCCGGCGCGCGCGGAGCCAGGCGACAUGGAGGCUGGCGCGGCGGCCGGCAGCCCCUGACGCGCCGCUCCAUCCCGGUGGUCGGCGAGGCCGAGCCGGCCGGGGCCCCGCGGCGCGGAGAUGAGCAGGUCGGCGGCGCUCCUGCUCUGCCUGCUGGGCUGCCACGUCUGGAAGGCGGUGACCAAGACGCUGCGGGAGCCGGGUGCCGGGGCUCAAGAGGUUACGCUGAAGGUUCACAUCAGUGACGCCAGCACCCAUCAGCCUGUGCCGGAUGCACUCAUUGAGAUUUUCACCAACCAGGUCUCCAUCGCUUCUGGCAGCUCGGGAACAGAUGGCGUCGCCUUCAUCAAGUUCCAGUAUAAGCUGGGCAGCCAGUUGAUCGUCACCGCCACAAAGCACGCCUACGUGCCAAACUCUGCCCCGUGGAAGCCGAUACGAUUACCAGUGUUUUCUUCCCUGAGCCUUGGCCUGCUUCCGGAACGGUCUGCUACUCUGAUGGUGUAUGAAGAUGUUGUCCAGAUAGUCUCAGGAUUCCAAGGUGCUCGGCCGCAGCCUCGUGUCCAUUUCCAAAGGAGAGCUCUGCGCUUGCCUGAGAACACCAGCUACAGUGACCUGACAGCUUUCCUUACUGCAGCCGGCUCCCCUUCCGAGGUGGACAGUUUCCCGUAUUUGCGAGGAUUAGAUGGAAACGGAACAGGAAACGGCACCAGGUAUGACCUGACCCCAGUCACAGCCCUCAGCGUCCACUUGCUCAGCAGCGAUGGAACACCGGUGUUGGUGGAUGGUCCCAUUUAUGUCACCGUGCCCCUGGCCACACAGAGCAGCCUGAGGCACAAUGCCUAUGUUGCAGCAUGGCGCUUUGACCAGAAGCUGGGAACGUGGCUGAAGAGCGGUCUGGGCCUGGUGCAUCAGGAAGGAAGCCAGCUGACGUGGACAUACAUUGCCCCUCAGUUGGGGUACUGGGUGGCAGCCAUGUCUCCUCCCAACCCAGGUCCCGUUGUCACCCAGGACAUUACCACGUAUCACACGGUGUUUCUUUUGGCCAUUUUAGGAGGAAUGGCUUUCAUACUUUUAGUGCUGCUGUGUCUCCUUUUAUAUUAUUGCAGGCGGAAGUGCUUGAAACCUCGUCAGCACCAUAGGAAACUGCAGCUUCCUGCAGCCCUGGAGAGUUCCAAAAGAGAUCAGUCCACUUCCAUGUCACACAUCAACUUGCUGUUUUCCCGUCGGGAGUCGGAAUUCCCGGGCCCACUCUCUGUCACCAGCCACGGCCGCCCAGACGCCCCAGGCACAAAGGAGCUGAUGAGUGGGGUCCAUUUAGAAAUUAUGUCUUCCAAUGGAGAAGUGGACAUGCACACCCCCAUGCUGAAGCUUUCCUACAGCACCUCCCAAGAAUUCAGUUCUCGGGAGGAACUCCUCUCUCAUAAGGAAGAGGAUAAAAGCCAAAUCUCCUUUGAUAACCUGACACCAAGUGGGACGUUGGGAAAAGACUACCGUAAGUCCGUGGAGAUUUUUCCCUUAAAGUCCAGGAAAUCUAUGGAAAGAGAAGGCUAUGAGUCCCCUGGCCACAGUGACUACAGGAGGAGUUACAAUGCCAUGUUGUCACAGCCUUUAUUCGAGAAGCAAGACAGAGAUGGUCAGGCCUCCGUCAACCAUAUCUCCACAGGAAGUAAGAUCACCAUUCAGGAACACAUGUACCCCGCGCCUUCAUCUCCCGAAAAAGAACAGCUGCUGGACCGCAGACCUACUGAAUGUAUGAUGUCGCGCUCCGUAGACCACCUGGAAAGACCCACGUCUUUUCCGCGGCCCGGCCAGUUGAUCUGCUGUAGCUCCGUGGAUCAGGUCAAUGACAGCGUUUACAGGAAAGUGUUGCCCGCCUUGGUCAUCCCCGCUCAUUAUAUGAAACUCCCCGGGGAGCAGUCCUAUGUGGGCCAGCCCCUGGUCGUCCCCGCAGACCAGCAGCUGGAAAUCGGAAGGCUACAGGCUGAGCUCGCCAGUCCUCACACAGGGAUCUUCCCGCACCCCUCCUCUCAGAUCCAAGCCCAGCCCUUAUCCUGCCAGGCCAUCUCUCAGCAGCAUUUGCAGGAUGCGGGCAGCCGGGAGUGGAGCGCGCAGAACGCGUCCAUGUCGGAGUCUCUGUCCAUCCCAGCUUCCCUGAACGAUGCGGCUUUGGCCCAGAUGAACAGCGAGGUCCAGCUCCUGACGGAAAAGGCUCUGAUGGAACUCGGUGGCGGGAAGCCACUCCCACACCCCCGGGCCUGGUUCGUCUCCCUGGACGGCAGGUCCAACGCCCACGUUAGACAUUCCUACAUUGAUCUCCAAAGAGCUGGAAGGAACGGCAGUAACGAUGCCAGCUUGGACUCGGGCGUGGAUAUGAACGAACCAAAAUCUGCCCGGAAGGGAAGAGGAGAUCCCUUGUCUCUCCCGCAGAACCACCCGCCCGUCCAGGAGCAUCCACAGAAGGAGCUGAGGGCGGCGGACAGCACCACCUACACGCAGCUCGUGUAUCUGGACGACAUGGACCAAAGCGGCAGUGAGUGUGGCACCACCGUCUGCACCCCCGACGACAGUGCCCUGCGAUGCUUGUUGGACAGCUCCAGCCGGAGAAGCGGCGGCCAGCUGCCCAGCCUGCAGGAGGAGACGACCAAACGAACUGCGGACGCCCCCCCAGAGCCCUUAGCCAGCCCCGAUCAGAGAAGACCUGCUCCCGAGGACGACGAUGACGAUGAUGACGACGACCAAGGAGAGGACAAGAAGAGCCCGUGGCAGAAGCGGGAGGAGCGACCCCUGAUGGCGUUUAACAUUAAAUGAGUGACUGCAGAGCCACCCUGCCGUGGAAUCUAACAAAAUUGCCAAAAAGCACUUCCGCGUUUGUGGAAGAAGUUGAACAACGACAGCCAGUGGCCGUGGACGUUUCCUGCGUCACCAUUUGCUGAGAAAGGAAUUACAGACAGGACUCCAAAGAAAGCAUGAUGGUGAUGGGUGCCGCACCGCCAGGGAAGAGGCCGAACGCAGUGUGUCAGCGUCC